Messenger RNA from Amorphotheca resinae ATCC 22711, 1752 nucleotides. RefSeq lists its product as hypothetical. The transcript has 2 exons. Gene Ontology annotation, biological process: positive regulation of gene expression. The coding region runs from base 1 to 1752 and encodes 583 amino acids. The record is from RefSeq and is a predicted model, not a curated record. NCBI's taxonomy places the organism in Eukaryota, Fungi, Ascomycota, Leotiomycetes, Helotiales, Amorphothecaceae.
AUGCCCGAGAAUGACAAACCCCAGCCUGACGGCCCCAUAGAUGGUGGGAGUACUGAUGCUCAGAAUGGCCCCGCGGGGAAGGAAUCCAAUGACCCCCAAGGAAAGGUCGCGCAAGCAAAGGAGAAAUUGUCUAAGAAACAGCAGAAGCUCCGCGACAAGGCCAACCCCCCAGGAGGAUAUGAUUCGACUCGAUUCCCGCCCGCUCAGGAUGGGUAUGUCGUACGAUUUACCUUCCACCGCGCGGAGAACCUACCAGUCUCCGACCUGAACUCUCGAUCUUCGGAUCCAUAUAUCCAUGCGACAUUGACUUCUUCCCUGCCAAAACGACAUAAAGAAGACCCCGACUUGAUAUUCAGAACCCCAACGGUUCAUAAGAAUGUUAACCCGGUAUGGAGUGCACAAUGGGUAGUCGCAGGAAUUCCGUCGAGUGGGUUCCGCUUGAAAUGUCGCCUCUACGAUGAGGAUCCAGUGGAUCAUGACGACCGCUUGGGCAAUGUGACUAUCCCUGUGGACCACAUUGAUGAGAGUUGGCCUGGUAUCCGAGAAGAAGGUUUCGGCAUUAAGAAGCGCAUGGGAAGCAAGCGGGCAUACUUGAUCCGAGGUUGCGCCUCAAUGCUCAGUAGCAAUGUGCAUAUGGAUGGGUAUCUCUAUGUGAGUGCGGAGGUCCUGGGGUUGGCAGAGGAGCCUUUCGGCCGCAUGUACACGGUUGGGCCGACCUCAUGGUUCAAGCAUUACUCGCCCAUGAUCGGACGACUCGCUGGCACGAAGGCUCCUGGACAUUCAGGGGACGGUACGCACGGGACGAUCGAGAGAUAUGACUUUCAGGCAAACCAGUUCCAACUUCAAGGCCCCGUUCCGGCCGAGUUAUACCAUCGAUUUGUUGAAUUUAAACCCUUUGUGAAAGCCAUGUUCUCGAAAGCUGGUCUUCGAGGGCGGAUCUUGAACAGGGCCCUCCAUCACCAACAUGCUCGCGUGUACAAUUUCAGCAAUAGCACUGAAUACGGAGUUGUAAGGCCUAGGUCCGAAGAAGCUUCUCUCCAAUUUCUCAAAAUGGUCCACUACGACAAAGGAGGCCGGAUAUUCACCUACGUCCUGACACUUGAUGGCCUCCUACGGUUCACUGAAACUGGGAAGGAGUUUGGCAUUGACUUGCUAUCAAAACAUACUAUGCAUAGCGACGUGAACAUCUAUGUCGCAUGCGCUGGUGAGUUUUUCGUCCGGCGUCUCUCCCACCCUGAAAAGAUUACGGAUGCCCCUGAGCAAGAGACACACCCCAACAAGGAUAUCCCAGGUGGUCCGCCAGACUUGCCACCGCCUGAAGACCCAAGGAAUUACGAGCUCAUAAUCGACAACGAAAGCGGCACUUACCGUCCCAAAGGGUUUUUGCUUCCUCAACUCAAGCAAUUCCUCAACGAAAAUUUCCCGGGUCUUCAUGUAGUUGUCAAAGACGGCUCUGAUAAGGAUCUGGCGGCGUGGAAGGACAAACAGAGAGAGAGAAAGAAGAAGGAGGGGGGAAAUGUGGUGUUGGUGCAGAAUUCUGACGAUGAGAUCAGUAGUAGUGACGAAGAGGCGCUGGAUAAGAAGAUGAAAGGGCAGAAAAAGACACGGAAGCAGAGGGCCUACGAUGCUCUCGAGGAUCCUGGAAAGGCGAUGAAAGAACUUAUUCCCGGGGAAAAGGGAAGAGAGGAACGCGAGGAGCGAGAGAUAGAGGGGGAUCAGGCAGAGCUUGACGGCAAGAGAUCGGGGGUCUGA